Molecule: messenger RNA, 1358 nt
Organism: Fomitiporia mediterranea MF3/22
Lineage: Eukaryota; Fungi; Basidiomycota; Agaricomycetes; Hymenochaetales; Hymenochaetaceae
Product: mannos-6-phosphate isomerase
Exons: 4
Coding region: 24-1358 (444 amino acids)
Biological process (GO): carbohydrate metabolic process; GDP-mannose biosynthetic process
Cellular component (GO): cytosol
Molecular function (GO): zinc ion binding; mannose-6-phosphate isomerase activity
Source: RefSeq, a predicted model, not a curated record
UUUUCCAUCCAAUUCACUCAAAAAUGACCACGCCUGUCUUCCCAAUCGUGCCCUCCACGCAGAAGUAUGACUGGGGGAAGCGUGGUCUCCAGUCAAAGGUUGCACAGUUCGCGCAUGCCGCUCGCGUCCCGGGCUUCGCGCUUGACGAGAACACUCCAUACGCCGAGUUGUGGAUGGGUACACACGCAUCGUCUCCGUCACUCUUGUUAGAUGGAACACCACUUGCGCAGCACCUCGCCGAAAACCCGUCUCUCAUAGGGGACGACAUCGUCACGACCUUCCACGCCGAAGACGGGAAUAUUCCUUUCCUAUUCAAAAUCCUCGCCAUCGAAAAGGCGUUAAGCAUCCAAACUCAUCCAGAUAAACAAACCGCAGAAAAGUUACAUGCUGAACAACCUACCAUUUACAAAGAUCCUAACCACAAACCUGAGAUGGCUAUCGCCCUCACCCCAUUCACCGCACUCUGCGGCUUCCUCCCACUCCCCCAAAUCGCCACAUUCAUCUCAUCAACAUCCGAAUUCAGCUGUCUCAUCCCAUCGACCAUCGCUUCGCACUUCAUCUCCAUCUCCACCUCACGCACACCCUCAGGAUCUAACGAAAAAUCCGCACUCCGCGAACUCUUCUCCGCGCUCAUGACCGCUCCCGAGGAGAAAUUCAAAGAAGAACUGAAGAAACUUGUUACGAGGUAUAAGGAUGGGAGAGAGAAACCGGAGGAAAGAGAUGUGAAAGAGUUGAUACUGAGACUUGAAGAGCAGUUCCCGGGUGAUAUAGGGAUCUUUUGUUCGUUUAUGUUGAAUUACGUGAAGUUGAACCCGGGAGAGGCGAUCUUCCUUGGUGCUGGAGAACCGCACGCAUAUAUUUCCGGAGACAUCGUAGAAACAAUGGCAACCUCCGACAACGUCAUCCGCGCCGGUCUAACCCCCAAACUCCGAGACGUACCCAACCUCAUCUCCUCACUCACCUACACCUCCUCCGACCCUUCCAAACACCUCAUUCAGCCCCGGCCCUUCGGCUCACCAGCAGAUCCAUUCGCAGACUUACACGCCGAAUCGAUAUUGUACGACCCGCCUGUACCGGAGUUCGCUGUGGUGAGAGUGGAGGCGCAGAAGGGGAGUACGGUGAGGCAUGAGGGUGUUAGAGGACCGAGUAUUUUUAUCGUCACGAAGGGGCGGGGGAGGGUUACUUGGGACGGACAGGAGGGUGAACAGGAAGGGGAGCAAGAGCAAGUGGAGAAGGGAGAGUUGAGUGAAGGGAGGGUGUAUUUCAUUGGUGCCAAGACGGGUGUGGUGUUCGAGGCUGAGGAGGAGAGUUUGGAGAUUUAUAGAGCGUUCGUCGAGCCGAAGCCGCCUAGCUUCUAG